AUGAUUAUUCUUAAAAGAAGAAGAAAAGUGCUACAAUUUGUGAUAUUUAUAAAGUUGUGCAUAAAAAGAAUUAAUUAAAUUUUGCUAAACUGAUUAAAAGUAAUACUGCAUGGCCUCCACAAUACCAGAAUGUUCGAUGUUGAAUCGUAUGUCUUUAGACAAAUGGACAACAAGAGAACAACUAUGCUUAGCAUCUGCGGUAUCAUGCAAUGGUGAUCAGAACUGGAUGUCAGUUAGUCGUAGCCUUAAACAUGUUUGUGGAGAUGGGACGGUCAUCCGUCCUAGUGACUGGUUCUCUCAAAAAAACUGUGCUGCACAAUAUGGUUUUCUGCUAGAGAAAAUAGAAACGCCGAAAUGUAAAAAACUAUCGUAUGAAAGCUCAAGUCCCUCUGCUGAAAGUUCUUCAGCGGAACUUAUUCUUCAUCGGUUAAAUGAAGACCGACAACAUGAGUUAAAGGCGGAAAUUCAGAAGGAACAAGAGGAAUUCGCUGAAAUCUAUAGAGAACUUAAAGCAUUGCAGUCAGGAUUUUUCAAUGAAGAGCAAUUACGAGAGAUGUGGUGCGAUAUUGAAAUCCAGCAAGAGCAGGAGCGCGUAGAAGAAAUGAAAAUUGAAAAUCAAAUACGUGAAAGAGAACAACAGAAACCGGAAACGCAAUGCAGUUGGAAUAAGUUAUCCCCGGUAGGAACACAAAAUAUUUUACCAGCACAUCGCACGACUGAUACUACUUCAGUGGAUAUGGAUGUAGAAGACAUAACCGGUGCAUCGAACCCAGAACAAAUAUCUACAAUUUUCAAUCAAACGAAACAAAAACAACAGCCAACACAAUCUGGUAUUUCACCAUUAUUAUCAUCUUUGUUAAAAUCACCUACACCUGGAACCAGUUCGCCUACAUCUAUGUCCACAAACACCUCAACUACUGCAGCGAAUAACUCCACUCGUUCAUCUGCGCCCACUAUCACUACGCUCUUAACUUGUGGGUCCAUACCGAAUAAAAACCAGCCUGCUAUUACUUUAAAAUCAAGUAUACCCCCACAAAAGGCUGCACAAUUGUUAUCAAGUCCGAUUAGUGGUCCGCCAUCUAUGUCGUCAGUACCCGUAACAAGUAUCACUGGGCAAAAUUUAUUGAGACCUUCACAGGCUGCUCCCACACUUUCUAUGUUGUUAGAAAGGAAUAAAGCACUAGACAUUACGGUAACUAAUGCCGAAACUCGAAAUGCGGAAACCCUCCAAGCCGGACUGAAUGGAGCUGAUAAGUCUCAAAUAAAUGCAGUUCAAAAUCAAGUAUCUGAUUCUAACAAUGAUGAAGUCCCUAUGGAACUUGACGAAGAUCUUACCACUCAUUUGAGUGAUCCUAGGAACAAUGGAAAUGAUUCUGAUGAAACCGAUCCUAACGAGGAACAACAGUUGCUUGAGGUUUUCAAAAACAUUGGGAACAUUGAUGAAUUGGAUAUAGAUGUAUCUGCAGUUAUAGAUGGUGAAGAAGUCGAUUUUCUCAAAGACAUGGAGGCUGAUUCGCCUAAUGAUAUGAGGAACGAUGAAGAUUUUCAGAAUAAAGAUGAUACACCAGUGUCAAAACUAAGGAAUGUGGCAGAAAAUGUUUUAGAGAGUGAGAGAAAAAAUAAUGAUAUAAAACCUCUUGAUGACAAGAUAUCCUCCAACGAAGUGAUAAUAAGCCAGGUCGAGGAAAUCAAUCCCACUAUAGUAAGUAAUCAACGGAAAAUGGAAACCACAUCAAGUGAUGACUCAAAUGACAACAUUCCAUUAGCUGCUGUUGCCACCCUAGAACAAAGAGCAGUACACGAAAAAGUUGUUUCCAAAGAUAAGAUGGGUUUGGAAAUAAAUAAUUCAUAUAAAGAUGAUGGAAUUGAGUCCAGCAAAAAGUCAGACUGCCAAGAAUUCAAAAUUUUGCAGACGACUUUCGAAGAAGAUAAUAAAGAACACGAUAAGUUAGAAAAACAGUUGGCCGAUUUGGUGGGGGAAAAUGAGGGUGAGGAUACAAAAAACUUCAAUGACGAUGAAAAAUCAGCCGCAGCAAGUGAAUAUUCUGAUGUGAUAGUCAUUCCAACCGAUGAUGAUGAUUCUAACGGUCAAAAAGAAAAACAAAACGUUGAAAAAUCCAAUGUAGAUGAAGAAGCAGAAAAAAUUAAAAAAGAUUUAGAAAACGAUGUAGGGACACUAGAAGGAACGAAAGAUUCGACGGAACAUGAGGAGGAAUUGACCGAAAUGGCAAUUAACAAUUCCCGUAUUGGCCAAAAAGGGGCUGUGCCUAUACCCCCGACCAUAUCUAUAGCUUAUACCGAUGAGGAAUCUUCUACCACAGACAUUAGUUUUGUUAAUCGCAAAGAUGAUAACUUAGGAAAUACUUCAAUUAAACAGAGAGAAACUGCCCAAGCCCGUAGAAGUUUAAUUGAACAAAAUCGCCAAGACCAACACAGUAAAACAGACGACGAAUCUACAACACAAUUUUCUUCAUCUUCAUCGUCCUCCGUUACUUUAGCGCGACCUCCAAUGCUACGAAAAUUACGUGAUCGUGAUCGCUCCGAAAGUCCUAUGAUCGAUGGUGAUGUUCAUCCGAUGAACAAUAACGCUAGCGCAUCGACUUUAGAAAACUUGAAUAACCAAAGACUUCGGAGGCGAUACUCAUCUACACCUGUUAACGACAGCGUACCAAAUUCACCGGCCUCAAGUGAUCGCGAGCGAGAAGAUUCCGAAUCACGCGUUUCGAAAAAGUCGUUAUUAAGUAUUUUUCACGCACUGCAAUACAGUAAAAAUGCAAAUAUUCUGCAGCGCUCCUUUAAUGAAGAUGUCCAAUUCAAUGAAAUUUGCUUGCGACCAUUAGAUAUGGUUUCUAUUAGAAAAUGCAUUGAAUCCGGUACCAUACGUAAUGUUACCGAAUUGCAACGCGAUAUUAUGCUAAUGUGUCAAAAUGGAUUGAUAUUAUUUAAGCAGGAUACCAGCGGGUUCAAUGCAGCUAAUGCUUUUAUGCUGGAAUGCCAAGCUAUACGUGAGUUUGUUGCAAAUACAAAUAUCACCGAUAACAAUAUACCAGUAAAAGAUAAUAAAGACGGAAGCAAAGUAUUAAAUAUAAGUGGAACAGGCUCAAAAUCUCGAAGUGGAUCUAGAAAAAGUCAACGCAUCUCCUAAUAAUAUUAUACUAAUGAACUAAAUAGCAACAAAUCAACACAUUUCUAUGAGCAUUAUUUCACACAAAUUUAUAUAAAAAAUUAUCAAUAAUUUAACAGAG
This is a messenger RNA of Bactrocera tryoni, 3245 nucleotides long. RefSeq names its product bromodomain-containing protein 8 (gene Brd8). The coding region runs from base 110 to 3145 and encodes 1011 amino acids. NCBI's taxonomy places the organism in Eukaryota, Metazoa, Arthropoda, Insecta, Diptera, Tephritidae. The record is from RefSeq and is a predicted model, not a curated record. The transcript is spliced from 2 exons. Gene Ontology annotation, cellular component: NuA4 histone acetyltransferase complex. Gene Ontology annotation, molecular function: protein binding.